Molecule: messenger RNA, 237 nt
Organism: Prunus armeniaca (apricot)
Lineage: Eukaryota; Viridiplantae; Streptophyta; Magnoliopsida; Rosales; Rosaceae
Source: the annotation of a GenBank genome assembly
AUGAGGGUCAUUUGUCUGGAGGAGCCUUAUGCUAAAUUCCGAGUCCAACAUGAACUCCAAGUCAAAGUCCAACUCCGAGUGUGCAAUCCGGCACGCCGUGUCGGUGAGGCCGUUGCACCGGGAGGCAGAGUGGCCACCGGUGAUGAAGCUGGUGUUGAUGUGGAUGCCAAUGCCAUGGCUUGUGGUGAGCAGGGCCAUGGCCAUCAUCACCAUCAUCAGCUUCAUUGCUCCUCCUGA